AUGGACCCCAGCGACACCCUCCCCCCGGCGAUCAAAAAACUCAUGAUUCUUGCCAGUUACACGCAACAGCUUGUUCGUGAAAAACUCCAUCCCCAGCUGUCACCAAGUCAACCUCCGCCAGGCUUAUCGCUACAACUGCAAUCCGAGGCUCGCCUUAUAGCAGCGUGUCUCUGCAAGGCGUUGGACAACCCUUUGCAGCUCAAAUGGACCACCAACACAUAUAUGGAGAAUCGCCACAAGAAAAGAUCGACCCUUGAAACUCUUUGUCCACCCUUUGUUGAUUCCAAUGGUCCACCUAACUCUGUUCUCCGAGACGAGCCGUUCCUUGUCAUUGAUCUCUCGGGUCGAGUAGUCAUGUGUUACUUGCCAUCCGUGAUAUGUAAAGAGAGACAGGCCAUUAUCCGUGAAGCCAUUACCUGGCUUUCAAACGUCCCCCAAGUCCCCCCUUUGACUCAGAAGCCUGAUGGUAAUUUCCGAGUUAACCCCGGGAAGUUCAGCCCUUCAACCACCGAUAUUCGUAGUGGAGUUGUAACAUACGCCUCCACUUGGCCGAUGGCUGGACACCCCGAUGGACCGUGGGCUCCUUCAGCCAACUUCAAGAAUCCCAAAGGCGGUGGGCUCUCCUUUUUGGAAAUGAUCUCAGAAUCGCUUGCGGUUCUAGGCGCCAUUUUGGCGGUUAUUCACCCUGCGCUUUUCGAGGCGGGUGUUGAAGUCCUUUCAAGGCUUAACUCGGGGUAUAUCGAAGUGAGGGAUUACGACUUAUUGAAGCAAGUUCUCAAUCAUUGGUCGUCUCCAUUCACCGCCUUCUCUGUCAUCACCAAUCGACAAACAGAUCUCCAUCGCGACUCCCUCAGCCCUACUGAUGCUUUCGACAUGCUCUACACCUCCGGUGACUACGAUGAUGGUCGGUUCGAAGUCCCUGGACUCGGUAUCCGAUGCCGAUAUGAUCCCGGUACCGUCAUAGCUUUGCUCACUGCCGUUUUUGAGCACGGCGUGCCCCGUCAAUGGUUCACGCAUUUGUAUCGCCCAUUUCUUCCGCAGAGUGAUGCUAUUGCAAAGUCCCUUCCAGAAGGCCCCAAAAAACAUUACUUUUGA
Molecule: messenger RNA, 1095 nt
Organism: Coprinopsis cinerea okayama7#130
Lineage: Eukaryota; Fungi; Basidiomycota; Agaricomycetes; Agaricales; Psathyrellaceae
Exons: 4
Coding region: 1-1095 (364 amino acids)
Source: RefSeq, a predicted model, not a curated record